CAACGCAUGGAAGUGCCAGCAUCAACACGUUCUCCGGGGAUAUUAACUGCACGUUGAAAUCAAACGGCAUUUCAUCUUAUUUUUAACAUACAAACUUCUUCAGAGAAAAAAGAAAGCGUUGCUCAGUUUCUUGGUUUGAUUAAUGAUUACAUAAGCUAUCAAGCAAAACCAGUUUCUCCUAAGUACAGGUUGCAUCUUAACCUCAACCAUGCAAGCCAUGCUCUCAAACAAUACUGAGCAAAAUACGACUUCGCCGUACGAAGAUUGGACUAAUGUGUAUUCUGCGGUGAGAUGGAUUCAGUUAAUCAUGGCAGUUCUAAGCAUACUGGGCUCGGGAUCCAUAAUUGUGUAUGCAACUUUCCAGAAUCUGAUAAGAACCUCUGAGGUUCGACCGCUGUUCUUCCUGAGUGUGACAGACCUCCUGCUGGGUUUGAGCUGGCUGGUAGGGGCUGUCCUGUUCACCCACGCCUGUGAGAGCCACGCCACCUGCUACAACCUGCACACUGUCGAACAGGUAUUCUACAUGUCGUCCUUUUUCUACACUCUGAACUAUGUGUGGGUGCUCUACACAGGACUGAAGGAGAAGUACCACAGUAGACUCAGUGGCUACCCUGUUCAGUUCCCCAGGAGAGCCAGCUCGUUCGGCAAGAUUGCCACAGUCCUAUCAUGUGUGCUUCCAGUGCUGCUAAUGGUGCCAGUCUUUGCAGUGGGGAACUUGGACCAGUGUUUCAGCAACUUCAGCCAGCCCUACAAGUGUCUCCUGAUGCACACAGGGCCACUGUACUCUACCGCUGUGUACAGUGAGGUCGCCACUGCCUGCUCCAUCAUCCAUGUCUACGGCAUCGCUGUCUUCCUGACCACCUUCCUCAUCACCUUUGUGGGCAUCGUGGUGCUCAUGGGAAAAGCCCGCUCCCUCUACAAGCGCUGUGUCACUUCCAGUGGCUUCCUGGGCGGGCGGCAGUGGGCGACCCUGCGAGUAUUAGAGCGCCGCAUGCUGCUGUACCCGUCCGCCUUCUUCUUUUGCUGGGGCCCAGCUAUCAUCCUCGCUUCCAUGAUCCUUUUCAGCCCAAAAACAGUGGAGGGAGGGGUGGGAGUAGUUCUCUACAUUUCACAGGCCUUCACCUCAGCCUCGCAAGGCCUGCUCAACUGCUUGGUGUAUGGCUGGACGCAGCAGCACUUCCGGUCACUGAACAGAAGCGCUGUGCGGGAUGUGAACACGCAGACGCCGCUGCUGCGCGCGCAAAAGAGGGGCUACGAGGCCAUGCACUCCACAGGCAACGCGUAGCGCGAGAAAUGCUGCUGCAAUGCGCAGCCUCGUGACUGCAAGGACUCUGCUGCCGGCUGGGCUGAUAGACUGCUCGCACAGGUUGUGGGAGGACUGAGAAGACGACCCCCACUGGGAGGGCGGAGCCUCUUCUUUUCCAGGCAGCCCAAGUGGCUGAACCACAGCAACAACAAGAAAACUGUGCACCAUUGUAGAUAACCAACUGGAGCAGAGAAAGAGAAGGGCCUGGGGAAAUACAGAGAGAGGAAAAUCAAUGCAGAAACAGGAUCUGAGACUGCACCUGGCAACCCUAGGCCUAACGUUUAUAUGCUUGCUUUGGCAAAGUCAGAUGACUUUAUUCCAUAUUUAAAUAUAGGCCAAGCAGAUGUAUGAUGCAGUUCAAUCACACACGAAAUGUGAACUUUGUAAAUGUACAGUUUUUACAUUUAUCUGAAUUGCAUGCUUGUAAAUGAGAGACUGACAAUGAUCUCCUUUCAUGGUGGGCUGGUCCAUUCCAAUGUACUUUUUAUAGAUCCUUGUUUAAGGAACGGAGACUAGACUGUAGCAGAGUAGCAGAACUCAGACAAACGAUUUCCUCAUUCUGUGAUUACAAGGGACUUUUUACAAAGUGUUUUGGUGUGAUGCAGAUGUUUGACCCUCACCAUAAAGAGGAAAUGCAACCCACUUAUUGUGAGCACCUCUGCUUGCUUGUAGUACUGUAAACUUGCACUUGCUGCCAGGGCACAUCAGCAGAACAAUAUGUCUCCUAGAUCCAUGGUCCUUCCAUACUGGGCUUUGAGCUGACAAAGAAAACUGGGUCAGCUCUCCUUGUUAUCAUAGUGAAAUGAAAAGUGACACCAGCUCUUUGUCUGGAUCAAACCAUGACUGCACUGUAGCCUGUACCACAGCUGAACAUUCUGUAUUGACUGCCACU
Messenger RNA from Megalops cyprinoides (Indo-Pacific tarpon), 2198 nucleotides. RefSeq names its product transmembrane protein 116 (gene tmem116). Gene Ontology annotation, biological process: adenylate cyclase-activating G protein-coupled receptor signaling pathway. Gene Ontology annotation, molecular function: G protein-coupled receptor activity. The coding region runs from base 209 to 1285 and encodes 358 amino acids. The transcript has 11 exons. The record is from RefSeq and is a predicted model, not a curated record. Gene Ontology annotation, cellular component: plasma membrane. NCBI's taxonomy places the organism in Eukaryota, Metazoa, Chordata, Actinopteri, Elopiformes, Megalopidae.